UCAAGGAUGGUCAAAAAAUAUCAAAAGUUGUUCUCCGUACCAUAGUUAAACUUGAUGGUUGCUCGUUACCUACAAAAAUUAUUAUUAUUACAUUUUUAAAAUUUGUUUUUGGUUCGUAUUGCUACAGUGGCAACACAUUUUUACAUCAAGUAGGUACUACAUCAGAAAUACGAUCAUCAAUUACUGAUCACGUAUGAAAAAGAAAAAGUAUAACAUUCAGAUAUCAAUAUGGGAAAAGAACAAUAUUUUAUAAUCACAACUCUUUUUGUCGGAAUUAUAACUGCUCUUCCUAAAGAUAAGAUUGUAUUUGAGAUUGAAUCACCUAAAAUACCGAGUAAAUCGCAUGAGGACAUAUCACAUUUUGCAUCUAAGUUACCAUCACAAGAUACGUGUGGUAAAAGAAAGGCACCAAGCUUUCGAAUAGUUGGAGGAAGUGACUCAGAUUUAGGUGUUUGGCCUUGGAUGGUAGCUCUUUUUUACGAGUUUAAGGAUGGUUCUAUAAAAUGGGAUUGUGGUGGUACAUUAAUUUCUAAACACCAUGUCUUAACUUCUGCCAGUUGUUUGGUUAAUUUAGAUAGAAGAAUAUUGAAAUUUGUACGAUUAGGUGACUUGGAUUUGAAUUUCUAUAUCGAUGAUGGGGUAAUCCCAUUGGAUGUUCCAAUCGAACGUAUUAUACGACAUAAAGAAUAUAAUGGUACAAUUUUAACCAAUAACAUCGGAUUAGUGGUAUUGAAAAAUUAUAUUACUUUUACUACAUUUAUCCAACCAAUAUGUUUGCCAUUAUCACCAGCUAUGAAAAACAUCGAUAUUGAAAAUAAUUUGCCAUUUAUUGCUGGAUGGGGAGCAGAUGUAGAAGGAGAAACACCGUCUGGAUCUUUAAAGGAAGUUCGAGUUCCGAUCAUAGACAUGGAGCACUGUAAAUGGAUAAUAUUUAAAGAUUUGAAAACAGAUGUUAAUAAUAAAACAGUUAUGGAUGAUAGACUAAUAUGUGCCGGAGAAAAAGGAAAAGAUGCAUGUUCGGGUGAUUCCGGUGGUUCAUUAAUGUGGUUGAAGGAAAAACAGUUUUAUGUGAUAGGCAUAGUUUCUUAUGGGUAUGGAUUUUGUGGAGACAACCCAAGCAUGUAUACCAAAGUGUCUUCUUAUAUUAAUUGGAUUUUAGAGAAUAUAUAAAUUCUUAUACAAACAAUUAUUAAUAAACUGUAUUUUAUUUUGAUUUCGAUAUAAAUAUACUUUUGUAUACAACUAUGA
Messenger RNA from Rhopalosiphum padi (bird cherry-oat aphid), 1248 nucleotides. Its product is annotated as venom protease-like. Bases 229 to 1170 code for a protein of 313 amino acids. Gene Ontology annotation, biological process: proteolysis. NCBI's taxonomy places the organism in Eukaryota, Metazoa, Arthropoda, Insecta, Hemiptera, Aphididae. The record is from RefSeq and is a predicted model, not a curated record. The transcript is spliced from 8 exons. Gene Ontology annotation, molecular function: serine-type endopeptidase activity.